Molecule: messenger RNA, 849 nt
Organism: Laccaria bicolor S238N-H82
Lineage: Eukaryota; Fungi; Basidiomycota; Agaricomycetes; Agaricales; Hydnangiaceae
Exons: 9
Coding region: 582-788 (68 amino acids)
Source: RefSeq, a predicted model, not a curated record
UCGCCUACGUGUACCAAGUAAACAACAAUGGUUCUGAACUUCCCCCGUCUGUCGUCAUCGUGCCCUCUUCCUCGUUGUGGUCCAUCCGUGAAACCGAGAAGACACAGUGAAUUUGAGGGAACGUCGCGAUGGAAGGGGAGGAACUGGGUUCUUCGACUAGGAUGUCUAGGCUCUGAUGAACUACAAAGUCCACCCCGCUCUCAUUCGUCAUGCCCUCCUCUAUUCUUUAGUAACCCACAAGAGAGGCAAGGGCUCACCGCUUUCUCCAACCUUCUCGUGGCCAACUCUGGGCUGCUGCACAAGAUUCGAAAGAAAGCACUUGGCGGUCAACUCUGAGUGCAUGGCCGAGCUACGUACAGGCCAGAGCAGAAUCCUGCCGUAUGUCCUUACCCCCUUGGAUGGCGGACAGCAGAGAGGGAAACGGUUUCGGGAGAUUGGGGGUGGCGAUUCAGAGCGAUGGUUGUCCCUGUUGGUGGCGUCCUUUCGACUGGGCCGCUACCUCCACCUCCGUUGGUAAUCGACGGAGAAUUUGACUAGUCGCUUCUGCCCUUUCGGUUUGGUGCUGUGGAGUUCCUAUCUGCAUGAAUGACUACCCUUAUCAACGAUCACGAAGAGCCUCCGGCUUCUUGAAACGUCUUUUGACUCCCACUAUCCUCGCGAUAUUGGUGCCUGUUAAACUCAUCAUUUUGCUAGGCCAUUCACACUCGCACCGGGACUCUUCACCCUCCUGUGAACCUCGUCAUGGUUUCUGCUCCCAGCCGGUGACAAUUUACACUCUCCGUUUGUAGGGUAUGGAAGUUGGUCCAACUUACGUUAGCGUCUAUUCGGGAGGUCGUAAAACAACUUACU